Molecule: messenger RNA, 711 nt
Organism: Alternaria burnsii
Lineage: Eukaryota; Fungi; Ascomycota; Dothideomycetes; Pleosporales; Pleosporaceae
Product: vacuolar protein sorting-associated protein 28
Exons: 3
Coding region: 1-711 (236 amino acids)
Biological process (GO): protein transport to vacuole involved in ubiquitin-dependent protein catabolic process via the multivesicular body sorting pathway
Cellular component (GO): ESCRT I complex
Molecular function (GO): protein-containing complex binding
Source: RefSeq, a predicted model, not a curated record
AUGUCUUAUGGCGGCAGGCAGCUGGCCUACGCGCCGACGCCCUACAUGCCGCGCUCCAAUCUCUCCGCGACCAUCAACCUUGACGAGGAAGUCAAACUGUCUGCAACCAAUGCAGAGCGCGACUUGAACGACUCGCUGGCCGAGAUCUACAGCAUCAUCAUCACGCUCGAUGCCAUAGAGAAGGCCUACCUGAAGGACUCCAUCGCCGAAGCCGACUACACCGAGACAUGCAACCGGUUGAUGAAGCAGUACAAGUCCAAUCUUGCCAAUGAGACAGUCGCGCAAGCAUUUGGCACUCUGGACCAGUUUGCGAAGGAGUGGCAGAUGGAAUGUCCCCGAGCCAUCGAGCGACUACGCGUUGGCAUACCCGCGACUAUCGAACAAGGUCCAUCGAGACCAACUCAGGGAGGCGACUUUGCUGAUGCGACGCUCGUCGUCAACGCGACCGAGACUUUCAUCACUCUGCUCGAUGCCAUCAAGAUUGGGCUGGUAGAGAAGGACACACUGCAUCCUCUGCUUGUCGAGAUCAUACAAGCUGUCAACAAGGUCACGGACGUCGAUUUCGAGAGCAAAGGCAAGAUUGUGCAGUGGUUGAUUACCCUGAACCAGAUGCGGGCGGCUGAGAAGUUGAGCGACGAGCAGGCGCGCGAGUUCCAAUUUGACAUGGACUCGGCCUACUAUGGCUUCAAGACAACCCUGAAGAAGGCUUAG